GAGACGGCGGACCGGAGAGGAGUCGCUAGAGGACACGCGCAUCACGACAGAGAGCAGCAACACGGAGUUUGCUUCUUCUUCCUUUUUUUUUUAUUUACCUUUCUAAUUUCUUGGAGGAGGACGACGCACACUGAAGACGAGAACUAAGCGAAAGUCUCCCGCGCCGAGCGGCUCCGGCUCGCGGUGAAGUUUUUGGAGGGUUUUUUUUACGCACAGGUGCGCUGAGAGGAUUUAAGGGACGCAGCAGUCGGAUGGUUGUCGGCUUGGUGGAGAGGAGUCACUGCCUCCGCGCAAGCCUCAGAUGAAGAUGAAGUCUGCGGGCGUCGUGGAUGGAGGCUUGUUCACAGAGAGCUAUUGUAACAUCUGCAAUGCCCAGCUCAUCUCCGAGUCGCAGCGCACCGCUCACUAUGAGAGUAAGAAACAUGCCAACAAGGUACGUCUGUUCUACAUGCUUCACCCCGAAGACGGAGGACCGCCAUCUAAAAGACUGAGGCCAGACAACCCAGACUGUGCGGAGACAGAAGUAGACAGAAAUAAGUGCUGUACCUUGUGUAACAUGUUCUUCACCUCUGCAAUUGUGGCGCAGUCCCACUACCAGGGCAAAACCCACGCCAAGAGAGUUCGCCUGGUGCUGGGGGAGCCUCCCAGCCUGCCCACCGCCAUGGCAAGCCCCACAAACACAGACUCCUCUCCGUCCACCCCUCUGCCCACCGACCCCGCCGCCUGCACCCCUCCUCCCGCCGCCCUGCCCUGGCCCGUGGCGGUGGUCAGUGGGAAUGGCGGAAGAGAGGCCGGCAAGUACUGCUGCUUGUGCGGAGCCUGGUUCAACAACCCGCUGAUGGCCCAGCAGCACUACGAGGGCAAAAAACACCGCAGGAACGCAGCCAGGGCGCGCCUUCUGGAACAACUAGCGGGCAGUCUGGAUGCCACGGAGACCACAGGGCUGCGCAGUAGUUACUCCUGCAGUGUCUGCAGUGUGGUCCUCAACUCCAUCGAGCAGUACCAUGCACACCUCCAGGGCUCCAAGCACCAGAACAACCUGAAGCAACACCAGCAGUAAGCCGGGAGGCAGGCCGCUCUGGAAAGAAGAGGAAACCAAGACAGAGAUUAUUUCACAUAAACAAACUUUCGAAAGAAAGACUGGUGUCAUAAACCGACGAGAAUCAGAAAGUACUGUAGAGUAACUUCAGUGUGCGUGUGUGUGUGUGUGCGUGAGGAUCACUGAAUGAGUGUUACUUUCUAUCUCUGAUCCAAAACUAUAUCUUCAGAACUUUCGUCGAGGAGUUCUCAACGCUGAAGAGCCGUCAAGAAAAAAAACUGCAACUCCAGUUGUGACCCACAAUCCUAAGAACUGAAGCGAUGUCAGCGCAACGCCCAGAGCGGUGCAAGCAGCUACAAUGAUCGUCAAAGAACAGCAGGAAUAAUAAUUAACCCGCAGCCCACCAAGUGCUCUGGCGGUGGACCGCGUCUCCACAGGGUCCCCCCCACACACACGGCUCACUUUCAGACCACUUGAGACCUUCUCAGGCCCUGACUUUUGAACCCAAGGACAAGAAAACUCCCAAGACCUCAGCCAUUACAGACUGCAUGACCUGCCAUAACGUCACACAGAGGUUGUUUCUUUAUUUUUGUUUGUUUUGAACCUCGUGUUGUCUGUCAGUGUAGUGGAUCGGUCUCUUUUCGAAUGGUGAUAGUGUCAUUUUUAAAGCCUCUUCAUAUACAUGUAAAACACGAGGAAAGAGGAAAGAAAAGCAGAAAAAAGACUUCCAAACUCUGACUCUGAACAGGGUCCAUGCAAUUUUGUCAACCACCGCUGAAAACAUUCCCACCGCAUUACAAAUACUGAUGUCAAAUGCAGUGUGGAGCUGUCGACUACUUCUCUCAGAAGAGAUGUGCAACAUGUAGAUAAUAUUUAUAUUUUUCUGUUGCUAUAUCUAGAGAGACAAAAAAAAAAAAAAAAACUCUCACUCUAAAUCCAUGUAGCAGUCAGUGUACAGAACACCUGAGAUGUGAGAUAAUGCAUGC
Messenger RNA from Salarias fasciatus (jewelled blenny), 2025 nucleotides. RefSeq names its product zinc finger matrin-type protein 4. The transcript has 7 exons. The coding region runs from base 302 to 1060 and encodes 252 amino acids. Gene Ontology annotation, molecular function: zinc ion binding; nucleic acid binding. The record is from RefSeq and is a predicted model, not a curated record. Lineage: Eukaryota; Metazoa; Chordata; Actinopteri; Blenniiformes; Blenniidae.